CCUACAAGCUCGCCGCUAGCUGCGCUUUCGAAAUCAGGGGUGCCGGCCUGCAAGAGCCUUGGCCCUGGCUCUGGGAAGGAACAUUACGGUAGUGUUCAAGCGUUAGUAUAAAGUAGCAUUACAGCCAGAGGUUUGUCUUUGGAGACAUGGCCACACGAGAGGCCUCGUGCGCACGUAGCUUGGACCACCCCUCACCGCGGUUGCUUUCCCAAAACAAUACCGCCCAAAACCAGUCGCCAGCAGAGCCCUCAGGGGAGCUCGAAAAUCCACAAAUUGGUGAAGAUUUUGCGCAGACAGCAACCAAUGGUGACCACAACAUAAUCUUGAGGAUAAUGUUUCAUGAGCUGAGGCGGCCCGGCGUUCGACCAGUGCAGUUUGACCUGUCGGGGCUGGCGUCAAGCAGUACAGUGGAAGAAGUUGCUGUUCAAAUCAAUGAGCAUCUUUCUAGCUCUGCUCCCGCCGGUUCCCCCGCCUCCGCCCCUUUUGACGCACCGGGCACCCCCCUUUCCCGUCUCUUCUACUGCGGCGUCGAGCUGCGGUCCCUUCAACGAACUUUAGAAGAGUUUGGGAUUAACACUGGGGCUGUUCUGAUGGCGGCACCUGGGGCUGCCCUCAAAAGUCUCAGGGUGUCGCAGCUGGAGCCGUCAAGCGGGUCUGAGACUGGGGGGAACAGCGUACACAUUAGCGGGCAGUGCUUCCGGACGUCCGUGGAUCGUCCGCUUCUGGCACGGUUUGGUAGCACGGUAGUACCUACGAUGCCCGUCAGCGGAGAAGUGGUUCGCUGCACCAGCCCGCCCCACCCACCUGGGCCAGUUUCGGUGGAGGUCUCUUCGGAUGGGGGCCACACUUGGACGUCCGACAACGUCACGUACACGUAUAUUGGGCUUCGGACAGUGCUUGAUCACCCCAUACGGGUCCCUAGCGUACACUGCUCAGCUAUGUCCACAGUCCAGGAACUAGAAAGGGCUGCUUUUCGACAUAGUCGAGGACUUUAAAGGUUGGAAACUCGCUUGUUCGCAUAGUGGCGUUCCGCAGGAAAUGCGAGGCCUUAAAGCUUCGGCCCGUUUGCACCUUCGUGUGAACCUUCAGGCACAUGAGCAAAGUUUUUGUGCAGCAAAAGAAGAUCACGUAGCUCACCUGCCACUCAUCUGCUUAGUCUAUGUAAUAGAAUGGAACCUCAUGUACACAUGAUACAGGUGUACAUAAACCGAUGAAUCAAUUCGUGUACAAAUGAUGUACAUGAAGUACAAAGCACCUUUGAGUAUAGCUAUCUACUGCAGGUUUGGUCAAACCUGAACCCCUGAACCAAGUCUGAAUUGAGCCGCGAAAGUUCAGUGAUGUUCAAAGC
This is a messenger RNA of Klebsormidium nitens, 1348 nucleotides long. The record is from the annotation of a GenBank genome assembly. Lineage: Eukaryota; Viridiplantae; Streptophyta; Klebsormidiophyceae; Klebsormidiales; Klebsormidiaceae.